Molecule: messenger RNA, 1503 nt
Organism: Mesorhabditis belari
Lineage: Eukaryota; Metazoa; Nematoda; Chromadorea; Rhabditida; Rhabditidae
Source: the annotation of a GenBank genome assembly
AUGAGUCGUUGGUCUUCUUCAUCAACACCCGGAAGUGUUCGUCCUGUUUAUGGUGCUCAAUACCCACCUUUGAAAAGCCUUUCCGGGAGCCCAGUGAAACAAAAAGACUCAAAUUUGAGCAAAUCACCGCCGAACAAAUUUGCCGAUUAUGAAAAUAGUGUAUCCGACGCAUGGGACUCUCGUGUGGUGUUGGAUCAAAGUGCGGCGUGUGCUAGUGCGGCUCGAGUUUUGGCAGCUCACGCGGCAGCAGCAGCUCGAGACGAUGCAAUAAUGCCUCCUGUUUCGACAGCGCCCACGAAAAACAGCAGAGUACAAGCCAUGCAACGAUUGGCCAUCCAGAAAGAGCCCUUGCCAUCUGCAUCAGCCCAAUCGCAAAGCCCAGUAAUUGCCCCAUCACCAAUCUACCCACGCCUCCCCGAAAUCUCCACCGAUGAUAAAAUGCAUCCAGAUAAAGGAAAAGACAAAGAUGUGGCUCGUUUUGAUCGUUUGCGGAAAGUGCUUGGCGCAAGAAAGAAUAGUGGUGGAGCGAAUGGGAGAGCCGAUUCACCACCAGCUGAAAUUGAUAUGGAAAAACUACGAGAAGACUGUUGGAUGGGCAUUCCGCACAAAUUGAGACCGACAGCCUGGAGACUUUUAUCGGGUUACUUACCACCGAACGUGAUCCGAAGAGAAGUGACGUUGCAAAGAAAACGCGAAGAAUACUGGCAUUAUGUUGAACAGUAUUUUCACACACGAUUUGACGAUCAUCAUAAUGACACUUUUAGACAGAUUCACAUUGACAUCCCGAGAAUGUGCCCGCUGAUCCCGUUAUUUCAACAGAAGCUUGUUCAAGAGAUGUUCGAGAGGAUUCUCUACAUUUGGGCGAUCCGCCAUCCGGCAAGCGGUUACGUGCAGGGAAUCAAUGAUCUUGUCACUCCGUUUUUUGUCGUCUUUCUGAGCGAAUUCAUUCCACAACACGUUGAGGUCGGAACUUUUGAUGUCUCACAACUACCGAGGGAACAAAUCGAGCUUGUUGAAGCGGAUAGUUUUUGGUGCGUUUCUUCACUACUCGACUCGAUCCAAGACAACUACACCUUUGCUCAACCGGGAAUUCAACGCAAAGUCCUUCAGCUGAAACAUUUGAUGAGCAGAGUUGAUAGACCUCUUCAUCGUCAUUUGGAAGGAAAUCAAGUCGAAUACUUGCAAUUUGCGUUUCGAUGGAUGAACAACUUGUUGAUGCGAGAGAUCCCGUUGAGGGCAACGAUUCGAUUGUGGGACACGUAUCUUGCCGAGCGAAACGGCUUCUCGCAAUUUCACAGCUACGUGUGUGCGGCUUUUCUCCGCGCGUGGAGUAAACAAUUGCAAGCGGAGAGAGAUUUUCAGGGUAUCAUGAUUUUGCUACAAAAUCUGCCAACACAGUCGUGGGGUGAUCGAGAAAUUUGCGAGUUGACAGCCGACGCGUAUUCACUUCAAGCAGUGUUUGAUGGUGCUGCUCGACAUCUAACUUCCGGGCAAUCGAGUCCA